ACCAGGCACGCACACACACAUAGACGUACACACACACCGCAAAGCACACACGCGUGCACACGUGUACACAGCUCCCCUCACAGCCAGUCUACAAAAUAACAGAGAGAAAAAAACUAGGGUCCCUGCAGGAGAGGAGAAGAUUUGCAUGGCACCUCUCCCACUCUGGACGCACGGAGAGGUCCAGGUCUACAGACGUCACUGGUCCAGGAUCUUUGUUUUCUCUCCACCUCUCGGUGGAGAAGGAAUACAAGUUUAUCCUGCAGCCUGCAGGGACGGGACGCUCUCUCUGUGUGUCUCUGUGUGUCUCUGUCUGUCUCUGCUCCAUCUGUCGGACUUGCACUGGGCCAUUUCUCCUGUAUGGUGGACAUCCUGCUCAACACUUCUUUCUUGGAUGAUAUGGGGGAUCAUUCCAAAAAGAAGUCGGGAAUCGCAAUGUGUGUGGGCUGUGGAAGUCAGAUACACGACCAGUACAUCCUGAGAGUCUCCCCGGACCUGGAGUGGCACGCAGCCUGCCUGAAGUGCGCAGAGUGCAACCAGUAUCUGGACGAGACGUGUACUUGCUUCGUCCGGGACGGAAAGACUUACUGUAAAAGAGAUUAUGCGAGGUUAUUUGGCAUCAAAUGCGCAAAGUGCAAUAUGGGCUUCUGCAGCAGCGAUCUGGUCAUGAGAGCCAGGGACAACGUGUACCACAUGGAGUGUUUCCGCUGCUCGGUGUGCAGCCGACACCUCCUGCCGGGAGACGAGUUCUCCCUGCGGGAAGAGGAGCUGCUGUGUCGGGCGGACCACAGUCUGCUGGCGGAGCGGGGCUCUGCAGGGAGCCCGCUGAGCCCGGAGAACAUUCACAGCAGAACAUUGCACAUAUCAGACCCGGUUUCGGUUCGUCACCCUCCUCAUCACCGGAACCACGUCCACAAACAGUCAGAGAAGCCGACCAGGGUCCGGACGGUGCUGAAUGAAAAGCAGCUCCACACCCUGCGGACCUGCUACAACGCCAACCCGAGGCCGGACGCUCUGAUGAAGGAGCAGCUGGUGGAGAUGACCGGCCUGAGCCCCAGGGUGAUCCGGGUCUGGUUCCAGAACAAGCGCUGCAAGGACAAGAAGAAGUCCAUACUGAUGAAGCAGCUCCAGCAGCAGCAGCAUAGCGACAAAACAAAUCUACAGGGCAUGACAGGCACUCCUCUGGUGGCGGGCAGUCCGAUCCGCCACGACAACACGGUGCAGGGCAAUUCAGUGGAGGUGCAGGCCUACCAACCCCCGUGGAAGACCCUCAGUGACUUCGCCCUGCAGAGCGACCUGGAGCAGCCGGCCUUCCAACAACUGGUGUCCUUCUCUGAGUCCGGCUCUCUGGGCAACUCCUCCGGCAGCGAUGUGACCUCUCUAUCGUCUCAGCUACCGGACACACCGAACAGUAUGGUACCGAGCCCGGUGGACACGUGAGGUCGGGGGUCAAGAGGUCAGAGCCGGAACACGCCACUGGAUCAUCACUCCUUUUUUCCAUGAGAGCGCAAAGACAUGUGUCCGCGGCCGAGGACCUCAGUGACCUGACAACCCCGCGGGGGACAAAAUAAAACCGAGACAAAGAAUGAUGACGGAUGGAUUAUAUAUGUGGAUAUUUCCAGGUCAGGACUGGAGCAGUUCACUUUUCUGGCUCAACGAUACCUCGGCAGACCACAGCUGCUGUCCUUUAACAUGAUGCCAGAGGCUGAAGUGGACAUAAAGUGUGGAUUCCUGUCAGUUCUGGACCUCGUACUUACAGUAUGUUUAUCAGGAAAACUACAGACUGUGUACAUAUGCAUGACUCUUUUUUUUAAGUUUCCAUGUUGACUCCUGUAAAUUUAGGGAAACAGAAAAUGAGAUAAUUGCUGUUUUUCUCCAGAAAAUAAGUUAUUAAUAUUAUUUAUUAUGAAGACGGACGUAGUGGAUCUGGUCAGUAAAUAUAUAGUUGUUAUUUGCAUGUAAAAUCCCACUUGUUCCGUUCACUUUCAGAAGACUUUACAUUUCUAAGAGUCGGCCAAAUAAACCAGUGUUAAAGUGAAUGGAAACCUGCUGCUCAGAAAUGUCUGCCACUGUUUUAAGUGGAAGUUAAAGCUGGAAUUUUUUUUCUCCUGUUUACAAAACAAAUCAAACUUUUAUUAAGGGGUAAUUGAAUACAAAUAAAAUAAUAAAGACAAAUUAAAACAACCUGAUAUUGGGUGUUUUAAUAUAACAUGUAAUGUGUUAAAACCACAGUCACACAGUUGUGGGCAUGUAGAUAAUUAGACUAAGACUUUUUUUUAAUUUUCCUAAAAGUGUCAGGACAACUUCAAGUUAAUGCUGAAACAGUGAAAGUGUUGCCAAAUGUGUCAAAAAUUGCCCUAGCGUGGUCAAACAUGAUUAAAAGACAAUUUAAUGUCUUUCUUUAAAGAGCUGUUACCAAAACUGAGCCAUUUAAAAGCUAAAGAAGACAAUGAAAAGCUCACAAAAUUAGCCAUGUGUAUGUACAUAUAUAUACAUAUAUUAA
Cynoglossus semilaevis (tongue sole) is the source of this 2500-nucleotide messenger RNA. RefSeq names its product ISL LIM homeobox 2a (gene isl2a). Gene Ontology annotation, biological process: neuron fate specification; axonogenesis; positive regulation of transcription by RNA polymerase II. Gene Ontology annotation, molecular function: DNA-binding transcription factor activity, RNA polymerase II-specific; cis-regulatory region sequence-specific DNA binding. The transcript has 6 exons. NCBI's taxonomy places the organism in Eukaryota, Metazoa, Chordata, Actinopteri, Pleuronectiformes, Cynoglossidae. Gene Ontology annotation, cellular component: nucleus. The record is from RefSeq and is a predicted model, not a curated record. Bases 358 to 1437 code for a protein of 359 amino acids.